AUGUGCUGUGAGAUUUUAGCACUCACCGUCAUUAGGGAGAAUAUCACCGUCACCUACAAGCGACACCUACUUGCCGUUAAUUCUCUUGCAGUCAUUGAUGAUGCAAAUGUUCAGUUUGAGGUUGGAAAUGUGGAAACUGAUGUGGGAGAUAAUGAUAAGGAGGACGAUGUAUAUGGUUUUAGUUCUGAGGAUGAUGAUUGGAGAGGCGAGGGUGAUGAUGUUCCUGAUUCUAGGAAUAAUUGCCAAUAUGUUGGGCCAAUUAACACAUGUGAGGAGUGGGAUGCAAAUAGUGAUGGUUUCUCAGAUUAUCAAUCUGGGAAUGAAGGUGGUAGGAGUAGUAGUGAUUCUGUGAUGUAG
Ilex paraguariensis (yerba mate) is the source of this 357-nucleotide messenger RNA. NCBI's taxonomy places the organism in Eukaryota, Viridiplantae, Streptophyta, Magnoliopsida, Aquifoliales, Aquifoliaceae. The record is from the annotation of a GenBank genome assembly.